This is a messenger RNA of Bemisia tabaci, 1443 nucleotides long. Lineage: Eukaryota; Metazoa; Arthropoda; Insecta; Hemiptera; Aleyrodidae. The record is from RefSeq and is a predicted model, not a curated record.
UACUCCUGUUCCUGAGUUUCUCGUGCAACAUGGCAGUAUGGUUUCACUCAAAAACACUCAGAAAUAUCUACGAAGAUGAGGAAGAGUCUCAAAGAAAGGAUGAUCUCUCCUCAAAAAGAAACAUUGAUUACUUCUCAGACACCAACUUUUAGAAAGAAUUUGUAGCUUUAAUUGUGCCCCUGUCCAACAGUUUGAUCAUGUUGGUAGUUGCGCAUAAUAAUGAUGUAACAAGGAAGGUGGCCUUAGCGCAACCGUUCUGCAGCUAGUUUGUUCUACUGUUCUUCAAUGAUUUUCCUGGUUUUACAACAUACUUCAAUGUGAUACUUUAAGUUUAACCAUUAAACCAGAAACUAGAGUUUGAGAAAAAUAUAGGUUUUAAGUGACAUCCAGUUGAAACUGAUGGCAAUCAGGGUGAAUUUGUCCAAUGUGUUUAAUUUUUACUCAAGGUUUGGAGUUUCAGAGUAGCUGUGCUGUAGGAUGUGGGGUUGAGAAAAUGCAUUAUUCAUUCAGUUUAUGAAUUGUCCUAAUAAUGAUAUACCCUUCAUGGGGCCUCUCAUAUUCCCUUCAAUGUCUUGUAAACUGCAUUGAUAAAUCUGAAUACUGAAGUUUUGAUUUCUCUGAGCCCUUCCAUGGCUUUUGAGGCUCCAAAAAUACCUACUGCUGCCACUUCUACAAAAAUUGUUUUAUGGUCUUCAGGGGCCCGUACAUCACUUCUGAGGCCCCCGAACUACUUGGGUACCCAUGUAUGUUUUAAAUUGGAGCCUUCAACAGCCCUUUAAGGUAGCUCUUAGAUACACAUUUUAAGAACUUAGGGGUCUUAAAGAGACUGUUAAUGAUUCUACAACAAUGAAAUUGCAGAGAAAUGCAUAUCAAUCUGGGGGGAAAAUUGCUGCUGAAAAAUUCACUUUUUAGCCCUACUUUCCUCGAAAUUGGCACAUAGAAAGUUUGAUUUUGAAAUUUUGCUCUUUUUGCUCAGUAGAUCAGCAGGAUAGGCAACAAACCAUCCGAUGAAGAUGGAUGAUCAGCAACACAAAAAAUGAGGGGUGAGGGUUUGGGGUUUGCUGUGUUGUGUUUGAAAGACAUCAAGAUUGGGUGAGUAACUGAGGCCACGCUUCAAUUACUUAGUUGUAUCAUGAACCCAAGGAUCAUAAUUAACAAUGUGAUGCUUCUUCUAGAAUAUUUGAAUUUGAAAUGAAGCUUCAAUUGAACAAGAGUCAUAGGAAAAAGACGAUAAUUUUUAGGAGCACCAAAUUAGGCAUGUAUUUAUUUUUAUUUACACAAAAUCACAAACUGCAACGGAAUAAAAAUGACUGACGUACAUCAAAUAAAUUUCAUAAAUACAUUUAAGACAGCAGAGCACUGAUAAAAUACAGUGCAAAUAGGAAAAUUUUUGAUCCUUAGUGCCUAGUCUAACAAAUUCUAUUAUUUACAACAAAAAAAAAA